AUCACGCCGGUUUGGCGUGGAACGUCACGCCAUCACCGUCGCUCCUCGUCGCUGACGCGAGUUCUCUGAUCGACGUGACGUUCGAGAGCGACGACGACGACGACGACGACGACGACGACGACGGCGACAGCAACGACGGCGACGGCGACGACGCGACGGUUGGUGUGGCCGUGAAGCGGAGCGUAACUCGUGCAUCGCAAAGUCCUCUCAAAGAUAGCUCGUUGCAAAUGUCGAGUCGAAAAUAUAGCGCGUUGUAACAUGUUGCCAAUAGAUCAACGUGUCUUAGGAGUAGUUGACGCAAGAAGCUGCGAGGAAUGUCACGAUAAAAACGGGAGAGAGAGAUCGAUAACGUUUAGAUAAUUAAUUAUUUAUCGUAUGCGUUUACAUAACGCGAUAUUCUCCGGGUUCGCUGUUGUUUGAAAGCUAAUAGUCGAUGAAUGAUUUAGAUGCCGGGUGCUAUCGUAUCCGCGCAUUGUUAUCAAAAUACGAAUUGUAAAUGUGUGUAAUGUACUUUUAUACUUGUUGCUUUGCAAUGUUUCAACUAUAACUAAUAUAUUAUUCCUUGUUUAUUAGAUUUCAUUUUAUGAAAAGCAAACAGAUGAUGUAAAAUAGAAUAUGAAGUUGUAUUUAAUACAGUCCUACAAAUACAUUAUUUAUCAUAACAGAGGGAUCUGAGGUGGUCUAUUCUAAGCAAUGAGUCCACAUAGCCAAAAGAACAAUUUAACUCCAAAAGACAUGCAGUCUAACGGAUACUCUGCUGGCAAUACCAUGGCCACAGAAGCAAGGAAUCAUUCAUCUCCUUGUGAGUCAGUGGAUUCAAUGCCUUGGUUUGGGAUGGAUAUCGGUGGUACAUUGUGCAAAUUAGUGUACUUUGAGCCAAAGGAUAUAACGAGAGAUGAGGCAGAUGCAGAAGUUGAGACAUUGAAAAAUAUUCGUCGAUAUCUCACUAAAAAUUCGGCAUAUGGAAAAACUGGUCAUCGUGAUACGCAUUUACAAAUGGAUAAUGCCUGCAUUAGAAACAGACGAGGAACGUUACAUUUCAUUAGAUUUCCCACAUGUGAAAUGGGAAAUUUUUUAGCACUAGCAAAGUCAAAAGGUAUGGCGAAUCUUGUGACUACUGUUUGUGCGACUGGUGGUGGUGCUUUUAAAUUCGAAGAUAAUUUCAAACAGGAAGUAAAUAUGAAUUUGGCAAAGUUCGAUGAAUUAGAUAGUUUAAUACGCGGAAUGCUCUAUAUAGAAACUACGAAUCCACAUGAAUGCUAUUAUUGGGCGGAUCCUACCGAUGAUAGUAAAUGCCAAAAAGUACCCUACGACUUUUCUGAACCAUAUCCUUUUUUGCUUGUUAAUAUAGGCUCUGGAGUAAGCAUACUAGCUGUAUACGGACCAGAAAAUUAUAAAAGAAUAUCUGGGACAAGUUUAGGUGGUGGUACAUUCUUGGGAUUAUGUUGUCUGCUUACCGGAUGCAACACGUUUGAAGAAGCAAUAGGGUUAGCAACGGGCGGCGAUAAUACAAGAGUGGAUAAAUUGGUUAAGGAUAUAUACGGCGGUGAUUAUGGUCCUUUUGGUCUUCCUGGAGAUUUAGUUGCCAGCAGUUUUGGACAAAUGAAUUCCAAAGAUCGCAGAAAUACUGUCACAAAGGAAGAUCUAGCGCGUGCAACUCUUGUUACUAUCACAAAUAACAUCGGUUCUAUUGCGCGUAUGUGUGCUGUUAAUGAAAAAAUUGAAAGGGUUGUAUUUGUAGGGAAUUUUCUUAGGGUAAAUCCCAUAUCGAUGAAGUUGUUGGCCUAUGCUAUGGAUUAUUGGUCUAAAGGAACUUUGAAAGCCCUGUUUUUGGAACAUGAAGGUUACUUCGGCGCGGUAGGAUGCCUAUUACAAUUUAAUGGUGAAUCAAGCUAAACAAAACGUUGGGGAAAUAGUCAUAUAACAUACAGCAUUCCAUACGACCAACUUCGCAGAACAUUUCUAGAGUGAACAAGAUUGUUUUACGUGAUCAUAUUUAUUUUUGUUAUAUUCUUUUUAAUUAUUCAUGAAUCUACAAUCUAUUGAAUAAUUGUUUAUUAUACUGAAACGGAAAAAUCUUGAUAUUUAAGUAGUAGGAUUAAGGGGAUAUUUAUCAAGUGUCAUUGUAUAAUUUAUCACUAUUUUUUGAAUGUAGGAAAAAAAUAAUUGUGUCAAAAUAUUUCUUUUCUUUUUGGUCGGAGGGUAAUUAUGUCGAUAUAAUUGUUCAAUUACGAGCACAAAUCUAACACGACUCGGCAGAUAGAAUCGCUAAUGGACCAAAUCCAGAGGGAUUAAGGAUUGCCUCUCCUUCCGAUGUUCGUUACAUGCCGUAUAGACUAGUUCUACCUCAUAAUUUAUAUUGUAAAGUUUUUCUACAAAUGUGCACAGGUUUUUAUGUAUAUAAGUAAUGUGGUAAUCGUUAUCACACUUGCACAUCUUUUCGUAAAUUUAUAAUCGAAUAGGAUCAUUGUAACGGGAAAUACUUUCGCACUAAUUGUUAAUAUUUAUAGUUGUGUUAUUAAUGCAUUGCGUGUGAACAAAAUGAAGUUUUAAUUGAAUAUUCAUGUAUUUUUUAAACAAAACAUUAUUCAUUCGCAUGUUGCUAAUCUGACAAUUCCAUAAAUUAAACAUUUUUUAUAUCACACCAGAGAGGUAUCUGUAAUGUAAAAUAUAUACGUCAGUAUAUUGCGAAAUAACUUAGUACUCUAAGUUGUCAAAGAUGUAUCAAAUAUUAAAUAUUGUUUUUUAAGAAAUAUGUAAUAAUGCGAAUGAAUAAAAAUGUAUUAUUGAAAUAUUGAUAUUAUCGCACAUAAAACAUACAUAUUGUUUUAGAAAAUAAUAAUUGUGACAUAUCUUUUGUUUUAACUAUUGUGACAAAUUAAUAAAAUUUUGAAUAUAUUAUUUAUAAUUUAUCGAAUAAUUUGACAUUAUUACAAGAGCGUAUCCUUGUACAAAUGAAUAGCUUAUUUCUGUUGCAAUGUAAUGUGGAAGCAUGCCAAACAAAUUUUAAUACAAUAAAAUAUCAUUUUAAUAUA
Messenger RNA from Solenopsis invicta (red fire ant), 3035 nucleotides. It is a transcript of the gene fbl, whose product is annotated as pantothenate kinase 1. Gene Ontology annotation, cellular component: cytosol; nucleus. The transcript is spliced from 10 exons. Gene Ontology annotation, biological process: coenzyme A biosynthetic process. The record is from RefSeq and is a predicted model, not a curated record. Bases 694 to 1896 code for a protein of 400 amino acids. NCBI's taxonomy places the organism in Eukaryota, Metazoa, Arthropoda, Insecta, Hymenoptera, Formicidae. Gene Ontology annotation, molecular function: pantothenate kinase activity; ATP binding.